Maniola jurtina (meadow brown) is the source of this 564-nucleotide messenger RNA. RefSeq lists its product as uncharacterized. The transcript has 2 exons. The coding region runs from base 1 to 564 and encodes 187 amino acids. NCBI's taxonomy places the organism in Eukaryota, Metazoa, Arthropoda, Insecta, Lepidoptera, Nymphalidae. The record is from RefSeq and is a predicted model, not a curated record.
AUGAUUGAUAAGAUAGUCACCGUAUUGGCUUGCUUGUCCUUUGCCUAUACGGAUGUCAUCUCUACACAGUACUCUUCGCCAACCGCAGGAUUCUACUCUUCAAUCGACAAUCGCCCAGGUACCAGAAGAGCGUAUCCAACGACUCCUGCUCCGAUAUAUGAAGACAAUAUGGAAGGCUUGCCAAUCCAGUCAACGUCACAACAGUCGCAAUUUUUCCAUGUUUUGAACACUCCGUAUCCAAGCGAAAGUAGAUCCGACAGAAUUGUGAAUACAGGCACCCGUACUCCGUACUUAUCUCAAGCGAUACAAAAUCGCGUGUUAUUCCAACCCGCGUACAAUCCACCACAAGCAAUCAAUACAAAUACAGGACCUAUGACUUUCACUACUCAUACCCAUUCACGCCCAUUAGUCAAUUCAUACUCUGGCCCCGUUGUUGCGACAACAUAUGGACACCCUGCUUUUUCUUUACAUAGUCCAGCUACUAUCUCUUAUUCAGAAUCCCCUGUAACGUCCCAUAGCAUAUAUUAUGGCGGUCAAGGCUCAAGCUUUUCCAGAUACUAUUAA